Molecule: messenger RNA, 7564 nt
Organism: Nycticebus coucang (slow loris)
Lineage: Eukaryota; Metazoa; Chordata; Mammalia; Primates; Lorisidae
Gene: FKBP15
Product: FKBP prolyl isomerase family member 15
Exons: 28
Coding region: 1535-5134 (1199 amino acids)
Cellular component (GO): growth cone
Molecular function (GO): peptidyl-prolyl cis-trans isomerase activity
Source: RefSeq, a predicted model, not a curated record
UCAGAAUUCUGCUCCUUUAGGGAAUCUGCCCAGAUUGUCCUGCCUAAAAAGAGAAAUCUUGGUCUAUGUGUUACUUAGGCCAGCACUGCUCUCUAGUUAUUACAUUUGUAGUCUCAUUUAAGCCUCUCAGUCCUGGAAAGUAGGCAUUUUGGAGCCCUUUACAGGAAACUUAAAGUAGAUCACUUUUGAGAUGACAAGGCAGUAGUUUCAAAUUAUAUUAAAUUUGUUCUGCAGAAUGUUAGUAUGUGUUUAUAUAUACAUGAGCAUUGUUUUAUAAAAAGCCAUAAAAAAGUUGUUGUGAAGUUUCAAUGUUUACUUUACCUAAAAGAUGCUUUUGGAGAAGAGAAACUCAGAAGUAGAUUAGACUUUGAGUUCAUUUAUUGAGACUAUUACAUACCAGACCCUGGGCAAAAUACAGACACAACUCAUUUUAUUGCACUUUGCAUUAUUGUACCUGGCAGAUAUUGUGUAUUUUACAAAUUGAAGGCUUGUGGCGACCUUGUGGUAAGCAAGUCUGUGGACACCAUUUUUCCAAAAUAGCAUGUGCUCACUUCAUGUCUCUGCAUCACAUUUUGGCAAUUCUUGCAAUAUUUCAACUAUUAUGUGUUGAGGUGAUCUGUGAUCAUUUAUCUUUGAUGUUGUAAUUGUUUUAGGGAUCCACAAAGGAUGCCCACAUAAGACAGUGAAUUUAAUUGGUAAAUGUCAUGUAUUUUCUGACUGCUCCACUGACCAGCUGUUCUCCCAUCUCUUUCCCACUACUUAGGCUUACCUAUGCUCUGAGACUCAACAGUAUUGAAAUUAAGCCAGUUAAUAACCUCACAGUGGCCUCUGAAUGUUCAAGUGAAUGAAAGAGUUGCAUAUCUCUUGCUUUAAAUCAAAAGCUAGAGGUGAUUAAGCUUAGUGAGGAAGGCACAUUAAAAGCCAAUAUAAGCCAAAAGCUAGGCUUCUAAUAUCAAACAGUUAAGUUGUAAAUGCAAAGGAAAAGUUCUUGAAGGGAAUUAAAAGUGCCGUUCCAGUGAACACAUGAAUGAUUAAAAAAGAAAGAAAGAAACAUCCUUAUUGCUGGUUUGGAGAAAGUUUUAGUGGUCUGGAUGGAAGAUCAAUCCAGCCACAGUAUUCCCUUAAGCCAAGGCUAAUCCAGAGCAGGGCCCUAACUCCUUUCUAUUGUGUGAAAGUUGGGAGAGGUGAGGCAGCUGUAGAAGAAAAGUUUGAAGCUAACAACACCCUCCACCAGCAAAAAGAUUAUGAUUUGCUGAAAGCUCAGAUGAUUAUUAGCUUUUUUUAUUCAUCAAGUAUUUUUAAAUUAAGGUAUAUACAUUGUUUUUUUUUAGACAUAAUCUACUACACACUUUAAUAGAGUCCAAUAUAGUAUAUACAUAUUUUUAUGUGUACUGGAAAACCAAGAAACUGUGACUUGCUUUAUUCCAAUAUUUGCUUUGUUGUAGUAAUGUGGAACCAAAUGCAGUUUGCUUUGUUGUAGUAAAGUGGAACCAACUCAAUAUCUGUGAGUGCCAGAUUGGCCUCUCUUUUUGGAAUGGAUCAGGCAGCUGCUGGUCAUGGAAAUGAAUUCUUCCAGUACACGGCUCCAAAGCAGCCUAAAAAAGGCCAGGGAGCAGCAACAACAGGAAAUCAGCCAACACCAAAAACAGCACCAGCCACCAUGGGCACUUCUGCAGUACUGCAUGCAACAGUAGUCCAUGCAUAUCGGUACACAAAUGGUCAAUAUGUAAAGCAGGGCAAGUUUGGUGCUGCAGUCCUGGGGAACCAUAUAGCCAAAGAGUAUAGGAUUCUUAUUUAUAUCAGUCAGCAACAGCCAGUUACUGUUGCGAGGAUUCAUCUGAACUUUGAGCUAAUGGUUCAACCCAAUAACUAUAGCACCUUUUAUGAUGACCAGAGACAAAACUGGUCCAUCAUGUUUGAGUCGGAAAAGGCUGCCAUGGAGUUCAAUAAACAGGUGUGCAUUGCCAAGUACAAUAGCUCCUCUUCCCUAGAUACAGUGCUCUCCCAGGACCUCAUCGUGGCAGAGGGCCCUGCUGUGGAAAUUGGAGAUUCUUUGGAAGUGGCCUAUACCGGCUGGCUCUUUCAGAAUCAUGGACUGGGCCAGGUUUUUGAUUCCACUGUUAACAAAGAUAAACUGCUUCGCCUGAAAUUAGGAUCAGGAAAAGUCAUCAAGGGCUGGGAGGAUGGAAUGCUAGGCAUGAGAAAAGGCGGGAAGCGGUUACUUGUCAUCCCUCCAGCCUGUGCUGCUGGCUCUGAAGGAGUUAUAGGUUGGAUUCAAGCAGCAGACUCAACCCUGGUGUUUGAGGUGGAAAUCAGACGGGUGAAGUUUGCCAGAAAUUCUGGCUCUGAUGGGCACAGUGUUAGUUCCCGGGAUUCUACUGCUCCUUCUCCCAUCCCUGGUGCUGACAGCCUCUCUGCUGACACUCUUGUGUCACCACCCACAUCAGUGCCUUUCAAAUCAGGGGAGCCGUCUCUUCGUACCAAAUCUAACUCCUUCAGUGAACAGCUUACAAUAAAUACAAGUCCUGAUACGGACAAGGCCAAGUUGAUCUCUCGGAUGGCUAAAAUGGGCCAGCCCAUGCUGCCAAUCCUUCCACCACAGCUGGAACCCAGUGACUCAGAAAUUGAAGAUGUGAAUGAUGUGCGAGGAGGUAGGCAGCCCCUGGUGAUGCCGGUCAUCCAGCCCUCUGUUCAGCCAGCCCAUCCAGUGUUGCCACAGGUGACCUCACAGGCACCUCAGCCACCUGUGUCUGGGCUUCAAGCACCCUCUGCUGCCUUAAUGCAAGUGGCAUCUCUUGAUUCCCACUCAGCUAUAUCUGGAAAUGCCCAGUCCUUUCAGCCCUAUGCAGGUAUGCAAGGCUACACCUACCCGCAGGGAUCGGCUGUCAACUCCCAGCUGCAGCCUGUUCGGCCCCUGUACCCAGCAGCACUCUCCCAACCCCCCCAUUUUCAAGGAUCAGGUGACGUGGCUUCAUUUCUCAUGACUGAAGCCCGGCAACAUAACACUGAAAUUCGAAUGGCAGUCAGCAAAGUGGCUGAUAAAAUGGAUCAUCUCAUGACUAAGGUUGAAGAGUUACAGAAACAUAGUGCUAGUAAUUCCAUGCUUAUUCCUAGCAUGUCAGUUACAAUGGAAACAAGCUUGAUUAUGAGCAACAUCCAGCGAAUCAUUCAGGAAAAUGAAAGAUUGAAGCAAGAGAUCCUUGAAAAGAGCAAUCGGAUAGAAGAGCAGAAUGACAAGAUUAGUGAAUUAAUUGAAAGAAAUCAGAGGUAUGUUGAACAGAGUAACCUGAUGAUGGAGAAGAGGAACAACUCACUUCAAACAGCCACAGAAAACACACAGGCAAGAGUAUUGCAUGCUGAACAAGAGAAGGCCAAGGUGACUGAGGAAUUAGCAGCAGCCACUGCACAGGUCUCUCAUCUGCAGUUGAAAAUAACUGCUCACCAAAAGAAGGAAACAGAGCUGCAAAUGCAGCUGACAGAAAGCUUGAAGGAAACAGACCUUGUCAGGGGCCAACUCACCAAACUGCAGGCAGAACUCUCAGAGCUCCAAGAAACCUCCGAGCAAGCACAAUCCAAAUUCAAAAGUGAAAAGCAGAGCCGAAGACAACUGGAACUCAAGGUGACAUCCCUGGAGGAGGAACUGACUGACCUUCGAACUGAGAAGGAGUCCCUUGAAAAGAACCUUUCAGAAAGGAAAAAGAAGUCAGCUCAAGAGCGUUGUCAGGCUGAGCAGGAGAUAGAUGAAAUUCGCAAGUCCUACCAGGAGGAACUGGAUAAACUUCGACAGCUCUUGAAAAAGACUCGGGUGUCCACAGACCAAGCAGCUGCAGAGCAGCUGUCUUUGGUGCAGGCUGAGCUGCAGACCCAGUGGGAAGCAAAGUGUGAACAUUUGUUGGCCUCUGCCAAGGAUGAGCACCUGCAGCGGUACCAGGAGGUGUGUGCACAGAGAGAUGCCAACCAGCAGAAGCUGGUAGAACUUCAGGAAAAGUGUUUGGCCCUCCAGGCCCAAGUCACAGACCUCACAGAGCAAAAGGAACAGCACAUUAAGGAACUGGAGAAAAACAAGUCCCAGACAUCUGGUGUUGAGGCUGCUGCCACUGACCCCUCAGAUAAGGUCAAGAAGAUCAUGAACCAGGUGUUCCAGUCUUUGCGGAGAGAGUUUGACCUAGAGGAAUCUUAUGAUGGCAGGACCAUUCUGGGGACCAUCAUGAGUACAAUCAAGAUAGUGACUAUUCAGCUGUUAAACCAACAAGAGCGAGAGAGAGGGCAGAGCAACAGUGAAGAAGAAGAUGAAGAAGAGCAACCUCAGAGCCCUUCCCAGGAGCAGUCAGCAGCUGGCAAUUCUGGGCUGCCCCAAGCACCCCUGCACAGGAAGAGGCAGGAGCCCUCCAUGGUGCCGUCAGAGCAGGUAGUCGAGGAAGCUGUCCUCCUGUCUUCUCAGGCCGUCCCUCCUCCCCAGGAUGAGGUACAGAGAAGUAAACGGGAGCCCUCAGAAGCAGAGGUACUCUCAGAGAUGCAAGAUGGUUCCCUCCCACCCGACCUGGCUUGUGUCCCAUCGCACAGAGUUCUGGGGCCCCCAACUUCAAUUCCACCUGAGCCUCCAGGCCCUGUAAUUAUGGACUCUGAGUGUGAAGAGACACUUGUCGCCAGCCCAUUGGCAGCUAAGCCUGGCAGCUCAAUGGGAAAGGUCUGCACUGGGGAAGUGGCCCCACAUGGCCCCCUACAAGAAGGCUCCACAGGACUGUCUGUGACUUCAGAACCCAAGAAGGGGGACCCAUUGGCUGUGGGGUUGUCUGAAAGCCCAGGAAAAGAGCUUCAGCCCCCCAAGGUUGAUGAAGACAAGGAUGUCACUAGCUCCACUGGUCCCUCCAAGCAGCUGUCAAGCACAGAGGCAGGAUCUACAGCCGUAGGAGCAGCCCUGAGCUCCAGCCAUCAUUCUCAGCACUCUAGUCUCUUUGAGGAUGAAGAAGAGGAUGAAGAUGAGCUGUUUAAAGGGGCGACUCUGAAAGUUCCAAGGCCCAAAGCACAGCCUGAGGAGGAGGAUGAAGAUGAGGUGAGCAUGAAGGGACGCCCACCCCCAACACCCCUUUUUGGAGAUGAUGAUGAUGACGAUGACACUGACUGGCUGGGAUGAAGACCCAGGAAAGUGGUGCAAAGAUUUCUCUACAACCCUUCCCAAAGCAUGAUUUUGCACAGCCAACCCUGGGUCUAUCUAGAUGAGCCACAGGGUGAGGUCAAGGUGAGCAUUCUGGAGGCAGUAGUUCAGGCAUCUGAGUUAGUCAGCUUCUAAGCCCCCUGUCCCACCUGGUGAAGACAGACCCUGUCUGUCUUCAGAAGCCAGUUGGAGAAAGGGCUGGUAGGUUUCCCUCCAGCCAGUCACCUUCAAGAUUCUUGCCCUCUUCCCAGCUUUUUUUCUUUUCAUUAACUCUCAGACUGACCUGGGAGCCCUCCUCUGUCUCCCAGUGCUCAACUGUGCCCCAGCAACAAGAUGUGUCAUCUGAGCUGAGGUAGAGCCAAAGGGAGAUGACACCAUCUUUAAGUCCCAAGGCAGUUAACAGCCUGACCUGUAGUCCUGGGACAUGUUGUCUUUUUCUCUUGUCUUUUUCUCAUGUUGCCUUAAAUCCGAUACAAGAGGUCAACGAAUAUUUGCAAUCAAAACUCAAAUAAAUGUCUAUCAUGAAACUUGAUUCAAGCCAUGGGGAGAAAUUGAAUUUGGUCUUAAGGGUUGUCUGUGCUCUUCUUUGGGAUUCUAAGGGUAAGGACUAUAAAAGGUCUGGAUCAGUUAACAUGGACAAAGGCAUUAUGACAUAUUCCCACCUAACACUGGUACUUUUAGGCUUUCAAAGAACAUCACCAUUCUGCUUUCUCAGCUCAUCCCUGGGGCAUUGUGGUUAUUUGAGGACCAGUCCUGCUGGUCUCUUGUUCUUGCAGGCUUCCCAAGAAGCCAUGUAGUGAAUGUGGGAAGGCCCCUACUUCCCAUUAUUUGUAGUACCUGAGGGAUUCUUUGCUUGGAGAGCACUUUUCCAUUCCCUCUUAACACAGGGGGCCACGCCUACUGCAGAAGAGCAGUGAGAAAAUGUGUGGACAUUUUAUUUAUUCCUGCAUCUCCUAAAAACCAUGCAGCCAGUCUUAAAAAAAGAGAAUAAUUUUAAUAAAAAUGUUCCCUGAUUUUAAGUACUAUUUAUAAGAUAGGAACUUAAAUUCCACUCUAUUUGUCCUAACAUCAUCCUUGCAAGCUUUGUACCUAUCUAUCUCCAUGUGUGGGCCUGGGAGGCCUUGAGAACUACCAUUUACUACUUUACAUUGAGCAAAUAGGCACUGUUAUCUUGUUGUCUUAUCUCUAGUAACCACUGCCAAACACCUUAUUAUGCCCAUUGUAUAGAGAAAACUGAGGCUUAGAGAGGUAAAGUAAUUUGUCCAAAGUUACAUAGCUGGUAAGCAGCAGAACAAAAAUUCAAAUCCUAGCCAUUUGAUUGCAAAGCCUGUGCUGUUGGCCAGCACAGCAGUGUUCCCUGCCCUACCGGCACUGGGCUGGGAGAAGGGGCAGUGAUGCUUUUAGAUACAGGUUCUUGGACCUUACUACAAAUCUCCUGCAAUAGAAUCUCCUCUGUUAUGGUAAAACAGAGAGAGCACAGGCUCCUCAGUCUCCUUGAUCUGCAUUCACAUUCUUCUCCACUGGGUGCUAUGUGGGUUAGUCAAGUUACUCUCCCCCUCUGGCACUGCCCCCUCAUCUGAAUGAAUGAAGAAUCAGACUUCGGGCCAGGCUGCCUGGUUCUGAACCCUGGGUCUGCCACUUAUUAACUAGUGACUUUAACUUCUCUGUGCCUGAGUUUCUUAUCUCUAAGAUGAGAUCAGAAAUAGUUUCUACCUUCUCAUGAGGAUUAAGUGAGUUAAUAUUUGUGAAGUAUUUAGAACACUGAGGAAUACUACCCGACACUUAAUAAACAGAAUAUAAGUAAUGUUGGUUAAAUUACAAAAAAAUUAAGGGCCAGUCACAGUGGCUCAUGCCUGUAAUCUUUGCACUCUGGGAGGCUGAGGAGGGUGAUUUCUUGAGCUCCGGAGUUCAAGUCUGGCCUGAGCAAGAGUGAGACCCCCAUCUCUACUAAAAAUAAUGACUAGACUUAAAAAAUAUAUAAAUAAAUAAAAUAAUAGACAAUAACUAGCCAGUUGUAGCCCCAGCCUGUAGCCCCAGCUACUCUGGAGGCUGAGGCAAGAGGAUCCCUUGAACCUAGGAGUUGGAGUGUGAUUCCAUAGCACUCUACCCAGAGGCAACAGAGUGAGACACUGUCUCAAAAAAAAAAAAAAGUAUAUAUAUAUAUAUAUAUAUAUAUACUUAAAUAUAUAUAUUUAAGUAGGGGAUAGCUUUUGUGACUGGGCUCUGAAAAAUGUUGAAAUGAAAGCAAUGGAUUGCCUACUAGGUCUAACUUUAUAAUCCCUGUCUGAAGCACAGAUUCUUAAAACUUUUUAAAGCUGUCUAUAAAAGCCACAGAUGUAGUACUUAAAGAGACCGUAUCAAACUGAAGAGUUUGCUAAUCAUCCUUACAGAUGCCAUCUCAGUAGUGCC